Molecule: messenger RNA, 1335 nt
Organism: Tremella mesenterica DSM 1558
Lineage: Eukaryota; Fungi; Basidiomycota; Tremellomycetes; Tremellales; Tremellaceae
Exons: 4
Biological process (GO): Ras protein signal transduction; protein ubiquitination
Cellular component (GO): cytoplasm
Molecular function (GO): ubiquitin protein ligase activity; zinc ion binding
Source: RefSeq, a predicted model, not a curated record
GAUGGGAGUUUGGUCGCUAUUUUGGCUGUACCAGCAUGGAUGAGACCUGCGGACUUUCUGGAAUUCAUAGGAGGGUGGGGGACGUGUCUAGAAGGAGUGAGAAUGAUCAGGUCUACAACACCUAAUCGUUCCAUUGUUCUUCUCAAAUUCAGAGAUCCUCUUCAAGCUUCAGACUUUAUGAUAAUAUUCACAGGUCGAGCAUUUUCAUCAUUAGAUUCAAGAGAAACAUGUCAUCCUAUACGUAUACAUCAUUUAGUUCUUCAUCGUCUUGAAAAUCCUAAUUCUUUUCCUAUUUCCAUCCCAGCAUUCCCACCUUCCAUUUACGCAUCUAGAGCAAGAGAAUUACCAGAAUUACUUCGAGGUAUUCCGGAAAAUAACAAAUACGAAUUACCUUCAUGUCCCGUUUGUCUAGAAAGAUUAGAUUCAACAAUCACAGGUCUUGUGACUUUACCUUGUGCUCAUACUUUUGAUUGUGAUUGUUUAAGGAAAUGGGGUGAUUCACGUUGUCCAGUAUGUAGAGUAUCACAUCUUUUAUUAUCUUCUGCACAAAGUGGUAAAGGUGAAAGAGAAGAAGAACAAGUUACUAGAUUAACACAAUGUUCAAUGUGUGAUUCUAAAGAGAAUAAUUGGAUGUGUGUAGUUUGUGGUGUUGUAGGUUGCGGAAGAUAUUCACCUGGGAAAGGACAUGCUAGAAGACAUUGGGAAGAAAGUGGACAUGUUUUAGCUAUGGAAUUGGAUACUCAAAGAGUUUGGGAUUAUAAAGGUGAUAAUUAUGUUCAUCGUUUGAUACAAACUCGAACAGAUGGAAAACUCGUCGAACUUCCUUCAGCUUCAUCACUUGUGACACCUUCAGCUCCUCAGCGACUCAUCUCUACUCCCACUUCCCAAGAAGCAGGUCCUUCAUCUGGUGAUAUCGAUAAAAUCUCUACUAUAGAAGCUAUCACUCUCGAAUACUCUUACCUCCUCUCAUCCCAGCUAGAAGCGAUGAGACAACAUUAUGAAACCUCUCAAGCGGCAUUACUUGCUCAAAUUGCCGAUUUGGAAGGUUUGGCUAGACGAGUCGAAAAAGCCGAAGCAGCAGCGAAAGAAGCCACGAAGAACGCACAGAAAGCAGAAACGAAAGCUGAGAAAGCAGCACAGUUAGCGAGAACGUUACAAACUUCUCUCUCGGCUGAAAGGGCUAUGAGUGAAGGGUUGAGUAAAAAAGUCAAAGUUUUGUCAGAGGAUAAGGAGAGAUUGAUAUCGGAUAAGAAAAACAAGGAAGAGGAAAUCAAAGGGUUGGAAGAGACAGUGAAGGAUUUGAUGUAUAAUUUCGAAGCUGGUGCAAAGAUACAA